GAGGCAGAGGCCUUGGCCAACUCUCUUAGGAGAUGAAGGCCAGCCUGGUCUACAGAAGCAGUUCUAGGACAGCCAUGGCUACACAAAGAAACCCUGCCUUGCAAAACAAACAAAUCAACAAGAACAACAGUGGCCGGGCGGUGGUGGCGCACGCCUUUAAUCCCAGCACUUGGGAGGCAGAGGCAGGCGGAUUUCUGAGUCCGAGGCCAGCCUGGUCUACAAAGUGAGUUCCAGGACAGCCAGGACUAUACAGAGAAACGCUGUCUCGAAAAAACCAAACCUAAACAAAACAAAACCAAAACAACAACAACAAAAAACAAAACAAAACAAAACCAAGAACAACAGCAACAAAAGUUAAGUAAAAGCAAGAAUUUGUGCUUAAUAAAGAUUCCCAACUGUCCAUAAGUGGGGAGUGCGGAGAAACAAUCUCUGAAUGUUUUCCAUCUGAGAUUCACACAAGUAUUUCAAUCUUUUGUGAAAAAGCUGGUAUUAUUACUUUUAUGGGAGAGGGGUUGAGGCUACUUGUUUAUUCACAUUUAGCUGAUGGCCAGGUCUCACUUCCUAGCUCAAUUUGGCUUCCAACUAAAAGCAAUCCUCUUGCCUUGCCUGGGUCUGUUUGCUUAUUGCAGGCAUGGGUCUGCACCCAAUUUGCCUUUUUUAUAUUUACUUCUUCCUAUUAUGAAGCUGAAUGCAAAAAUAAAUUCUUGUAUAAAAAAGUUCCUGGGCUGGAGAGAUGGCUCAGCAGUUAAGAGCACCAAUUGCUUUUCUGAAGGUCCUGAGUUCAAAUCCCAGCAACCACAUUGUGGCUCACAACCAUCCGUAAUGAGAUCUGAUGCCCUCUUCUGGUGUGUCUAAAGACAGCUACAGUGUACUCACAUAUACAUAAAUAAAUAAAUCUUAAAAAAAAAAAAAAAAGUUCCCGAGGCGGGGACAUCAAGAGAGUCCAAAGUGAACAAGAUCCAGAAUCAGGACAUGUGAGGAGGAGGAGAAGGAGAAGGAGAGAGAGGCGAGCCAGGAGAGUAAAGGACCCAGUAACCAAAUCGGCUGGAUUAUAAAGGGAAGGGCAGCCCAAGCCCUGAGCUGGAGAAGUUUAAGGUAUGAAAAGCCUUUAAGCUUUUUAGGCUUAAAACCAUCCUGUAACCAUCUUGCCAUCUCCAAAUUUAAAAUAUUUAGAACCAACAUACAGGGCUGGAAGAGGAGCUGCUACCGCAAUAAUGGGGAGGUAAAGGCAACAGGCUCAGAAGUUUAAGGCCACCCUUGAAAUAAGAGAUCCUGUCUCAAAAUCAAGACAAAAAUUUUUUUAAAAAGCAGCCAUGCAGCACCGCUACAAAAGUAGAGAACUUUAAACUACUCAAAAAGGUUAAAACCUGCUUCGUUAGCCACCUGCGAAAAGAAACGAAAGAACUUUCCGGAACUUUUUUCUGAGUCCCAGAGGGGAACUACCAGAAGAAAUAAACUUCCGGUGUGCCACUUCCGGCCGAGGCCUCACAGUCGGUGGCGCCCUGGCAGACCGGAAGUCUGUCACCUUUCCCGGUCCGCCUACUUCCGGAAGUGACGCGCAGCGGGGUUGCCGGAAGAAGUGGCGAAGUUACUUUUGCUUUUCGCUCAGCAAGCGCUGUUGCUUCGAGCUACUCCCAGGCUUCUGAAGUUACUUCCAAAGUGCUGUGGAGGCACAAUCACCGGUGCGGACACAGAGCUCUCGCCUCCCACGGCCGUUUCCAGGGCAACAGAGUCGGAGACCCCCUGCGACCCCCCUCCCGAUCGCCGGUGCAGUCAUGAGCCCCGCCUCCCCCUGGUGCACGGAGAGGGGCGGGGCCUGGAACAAGCAGGCUGCUUCGUGACCCACUAUGUCUUCCCCCACAAGUUCUCUGGACACUCCCGUGCCUGGGAAUGGUUCUCCUCAGCCCAGUACCUCCGCCACGUCACCCACUAUUAAGGAAGAGGGGCAGGAGACUGAUCCUCCUCCAGGCUCUGAAGGGUCCAGCUCUGCCUACAUCGUGGCCCCGUCCUCUCACCCUCGCUUCGGGACCUCCCAUGGCCCGUUCCCCGGCUGCUGUUUCUCUUUGUCGCUAUCUCUCAUGGCAUCUGCUCACCCCAAGUCAUCUUAGAGCCAGAGGAUGAGCCUGAGCGCAAGCGGAAGAAGGGGCCGGCCCCGAAGAUGCUGGGCCAUGAGCUGUGCCGCGUGUGCGGAGACAAGGCUUCGGGCUUCCACUACAACGUGCUCAGCUGUGAAGGCUGCAAAGGCUUCUUCCGGCGCAGUGUGGUCCACGGUGGGGCCGGGCGCUAUGCCUGUCGGGGCAGCGGAACCUGCCAGAUGGAUGCCUUCAUGCGGCGCAAGUGCCAGCUCUGCCGGCUGCGCAAGUGCAAGGAGGCUGGCAUGCGGGAGCAGUGCGUGCUCUCUGAGGAGCAGAUUCGGAAGAAAAGGAUUCAGAAGCAGCAACAGCAGCAGCCACCACCCCCAUCUGAGCCAGCAGCCAGCAGCUCAGGCCGGCCAGCGGCCUCCCCUGGCACUUCGGAAGCAAGCAGCCAGGGCUCCGGGGAAGGAGAGGGCAUCCAGCUGACCGCGGCUCAGGAGCUGAUGAUCCAGCAGUUAGUUGCCGCGCAGCUGCAGUGCAACAAACGAUCUUUCUCCGACCAGCCCAAAGUCACGCCCUGGCCCCUGGGUGCAGACCCUCAGUCCCGAGAUGCCCGUCAGCAACGCUUUGCCCACUUCACCGAGCUAGCCAUCAUCUCGGUCCAGGAGAUUGUGGACUUUGCCAAGCAGGUGCCAGGGUUCUUGCAGUUGGGCCGGGAGGACCAGAUCGCCCUCCUGAAGGCGUCCACCAUUGAGAUCAUGUUGCUAGAAACAGCCAGACGCUACAACCACGAGACAGAAUGCAUCACGUUCCUGAAGGACUUCACCUACAGCAAGGACGACUUCCACCGUGCAGGCUUGCAGGUGGAAUUCAUCAAUCCCAUCUUCGAGUUCUCGCGGGCCAUGCGGCGGCUGGGCCUGGACGAUGCAGAGUAUGCCUUGCUUAUCGCCAUCAACAUCUUCUCAGCCGAUCGGCCUAAUGUGCAGGAGCCCAGCCGUGUGGAGGCCCUGCAGCAGCCCUACGUGGAGGCGCUCCUCUCCUACACGAGGAUCAAGCGCCCACAGGACCAGCUCCGCUUCCCACGCAUGCUCAUGAAGCUGGUGAGCCUGCGCACCCUCAGCUCCGUGCACUCGGAGCAGGUCUUUGCAUUGCGACUCCAGGACAAGAAGCUGCCGCCCUUGCUGUCCGAGAUCUGGGAUGUGCACGAGUAGGGGCAGCCACAAGUGCCCCAGCCUUGGUGGUGUCUUCUUGAAGAUGGACUCUUCACCUCUCCUCCUGGGGUGGGAGGACAUUGUCACGGCCCAGUCCCUCGGGCUCAGCCUCAAACUCAGCGGCAGUUGGCACUAGAAGGCCCCACCCCACCCAUUGAGUCUUCCAAGAGUGGUGAGGGUCACAGGUCCUAGCCUCUGACCGUUCCCAGCUGCCCUCCCACCCACGCUUACACCUCAGCCUACCACACCAUGCACCUUGAGUGGAGAGAGGUUAGGGCAGGUGGCCCCCCACAGUUGGGAGACCACAGGCCCUCUCUUCUGCCCCUUUUAUUUAAUAAAAAAACAAAAAUAAAGUUUGAGUACAAGCCA
This is a messenger RNA of Mus musculus (house mouse), 3655 nucleotides long. It is a transcript of the gene Nr1h2, whose product is annotated as nuclear receptor subfamily 1, group H, member 2. Gene Ontology annotation, biological process: regulation of lipid storage; regulation of DNA-templated transcription; regulation of secretion of lysosomal enzymes. Gene Ontology annotation, molecular function: DNA-binding transcription factor activity, RNA polymerase II-specific; DNA-binding transcription factor activity; zinc ion binding. Lineage: Eukaryota; Metazoa; Chordata; Mammalia; Rodentia; Muridae. The transcript is spliced from 10 exons. The record is from RefSeq and is a predicted model, not a curated record. Bases 2159 to 3286 code for a protein of 375 amino acids. Gene Ontology annotation, cellular component: nucleus.